AUGACUUUGACGCAUCGGGAGAAGGAUGGCAAUGGGAAAGACGAUCAAAGUUUCGAAAUGCAAAACUCGGUCGUGCAAAUGGACACCAAUGACACCAAAGUAACAUGCACUCUGGAUGAAAAGACAGAACAGACCGAGCCUGACCUUCCGGACCGUGGUCAAUGGACUGGAAGAUUCGAUUUCUUGCUCUCCUGUGUCGGAUUCGCCAUUGGUCUCGGUAACGUAUGGCGAUUCCCCUACUUAUGCUACAAAAACGGAGGAGGUGCCUUCCUAAUUCCAUACUUGUUGACGCUGAUAUUCGCCGGUAUUCCGAUAUUCUUCUUGGAAACAGCACUUGGACAAUAUCUCAGCGUAGGCGGUCUUGGUGUAUGGAAGGUCUGUCCACUUUUCAAGGGUAUCGGUUAUGCAGCUGCCAUGGUUUCUUUCUGGCUUAAUAUAUAUUAUAUAGUGAUUAUUGCCUGGGCGUUACUGUAUCUAUUCAGUUCUUUCACACAAGUAUUACCAUGGGAACUAUGUAACCAUGAUUGGAACACGGAAUUGUGCUCUACAAACACGUCGGCAAACUUCUCCGUUAUGACCUACCCGACUAAGGAAUUCUGGGAGAAAUAUGUGUUGGAAAUAACGGAUGGCUUACACCAGCCUGGGACUAUACGCUGGCAAUUGGCACUGACGCUCCUAUUAGUAUGGAUUGUUGUUUAUUUCUGCAUUUGGAAAGGCGUCAAGUGGACUGGCAAGGUCGUUUACUUUACCGCCCUAUAUCCCUAUGUAAUGAUGAUUAUUCUACUAAUAAGAGGGGUCACACUGCCUGGGGCGCGGAACGGCAUCAUCUUUUAUCUGAAUCCCGACUUUAGCAGGCUUGCAGAUUCUGAGGUAUGGAUUGACGCUGCAACGCAGAUCUUUUUUUCCUAUGGAAUAACACUCGGUUCAUUGGUAGCCCUCGGUAGUUACAAUGACUACCAUAACAACGUAUAUAAAGAUGCCAUCAUUGUUUCAUGCGUUAAUAGUGGAACAAGUUUCUUUGCUGGAUUUGUUGUGUUUUCGACGAUUGGUUUUAUGGCACAUGUACAGGGUGAGCCGGUCAGUGAAGUAGCCGUAUCUGGUCCCGGACUAGCCUUUCUAGCGUAUCCGUCUGCCAUCGCACAGUUACCUAUAUCUCCUCUAUGGUCGUUUCUGUUCUUCUCUAUGUUGUUUAUGUUGGGACUGGAUAGCCAGUUCUGCACUUUAGAAGGCUUCAUUACAGCCUGUGUCGAUGAAUGGCCCAGAUAUCUACGCAAAAAUAAAGAACUCUUUAUAGCCGUUGUAUGUGCCGUUUCCUAUUUAAUUGGACUUUCAACCAUUACACAGGGUGGAAUGUACGUGUUUCAACUAUUCGAUACGUAUUCCGCCAGUGGUAUGUGUCUCCUCUGGUUGGCCUUCUGGGAAUGUGUAGCGGUGGGAUGGGGAUACGGUGCCGAUCGCUUCUAUGACAAUAUCAAGGACAUGAUAGGAUUCCGACCUUUUAUAUGGUGGAAACUUUGUUGGAAGUUCUUUGCACCCGCAAUCAGCGCUGGUGUGUUUCUCUAUGCGCUAAUUCAAUAUCGCAGGUUGAGUUACCUAGACUACACAUACCCAUCAUGGGGAGAGGGUAUUGGCUGGAUGAUGGCAUUAAGUUCAAUGCUUUUUGUGCCCGGAUAUAUGGUGUACAUACUAAUAAGGACAGAGGGAACAUUAAUGGAGCGUAUACGGAAAUGCAUGCAACCGCAAUGGUCGGAAGAAGAUUUACAGAAAUACGCAGAAAGAAAUGGCAAUGCAGCGUGUACAGAGCCCGGGGUUGAGGUUUACAGGCUCUAG
This is a messenger RNA of Saccoglossus kowalevskii, 1830 nucleotides long. RefSeq names its product sodium- and chloride-dependent GABA transporter 1. Lineage: Eukaryota; Metazoa; Hemichordata; Enteropneusta; Harrimaniidae. Gene Ontology annotation, cellular component: plasma membrane. Gene Ontology annotation, biological process: sodium ion transmembrane transport; amino acid transport; nitrogen compound transport. The record is from RefSeq and is a predicted model, not a curated record.